This is a messenger RNA of Chelonia mydas (Green sea turtle), 1015 nucleotides long. It is a transcript of the gene TXN, whose product is annotated as thioredoxin. Gene Ontology annotation, molecular function: protein-disulfide reductase activity. The coding region runs from base 550 to 867 and encodes 105 amino acids. The record is from RefSeq and is a predicted model, not a curated record. Lineage: Eukaryota; Metazoa; Chordata; Testudines; Cheloniidae. The transcript has 5 exons.
UGGCCCUGCCCAAAAAAACACUCGGUGCGGCCCCGCCCAAGGCAGGGAGUUGGCUGGCUUCGGCGCUGCCCUGUGUCGCUCCCAGGCCGAGGCAGGAGACCUCUCUCCUUUGGGGCCGGGGGGGUGACACUUGCUUUGCGGGGGAGCCAGUGUCCGCAGCCGCCCUCUCGCUGCGGGGCGGGAGGCGCGGUGUGGGGAUUCCUCAGGAGGAUCCCCCCGCCUCAGCCGCCUGACAGCUCAGCGGAGACCCGCCGCCCAGCGAGCGGGGGCGGGGGGGGGGGGGGGGGAGGGGGGACUAACCCGCGCCACUCAGCGCGCGCCCAACUGAAGGGGAGGGAACGGACACCGGCGAACAGGAGCUCCGCUGCGUCAGCCGUUCGCGCACAACCCCCUCUUCUGGGAAAAGGAGGGGCGGGGCGCGAACCGCGCGUGCGCACUGAGGCCGGGGGGUUGGCCUCUAUAUAAGCAGGAGGGCGGCCAUGCCAUCCCACAUCGACGGGCCAAGUCUCAGUGAAGCAGUGUCUCGUGAGCGUAAGCCGGGCGACAAAGAUGGUGAAGACCGUGGAGAACCUGGAAGAAUUUAAGUCUGAAUUGAAAUCUGCUGGUGAUAAGCUUGUAGUUGUUGACUUCUCGGCCAAAUGGUGUGGACCAUGCAACAUUAUCAAACCUUUUUAUCAUAGUCUUUGUGAGAAGUUCCCAGACAUAGUGUUUCUUGAGGUUGAUGUGGAUGAUGCUCAGGACAUUGCUUCAGAGUGUUCAGUCAAGUGCAUGCCAACAUUCCAAUUUUACAAGCAGGGCAAAAAGGUGCAUGAAUUCUCUGGAGCAAACAAAGUGACACUGGAAGAAAGUAUUACCAAGCUACGCUGAUCGAACACUGAACAGUUAAUGUUGACUGUUUACAUAUAGCCUGUAACUUUUUCUACUUAUUGAAACUAAUCAAGGUAGCUAAAUAUGUAUCCAAAAAUUGUCACUUCAGACUGUAAAUGAGUACAAUAAAAUGUAAAUUCUUCACUUA